UAGCAACAUUUGGAGCGGAGGCGACCGGCGGUGUCACAGUCACUGUGCCCUGUUACGCUUCGCUUGUACGCUGCUGAACCUGGCACGAUGUCACCGAAGAACCGAGUGUUCGUGGUCGGUGUGGGAAUGACAAAGUUUGAGAAGCCAGGAGCCAGAGAUGAGUUUGAUUAUCCUGAUAUGGCCAAGGAAGCAGGGCAGAAGGCCUUGGCAGACGCAGGAAUCCCGUACUCUGCUGUAGAGCAAGCCUGUGUGGGCUAUGUGUAUGGCGAUUCCACCUGCGGGCAGAGGGCCAUCUACCACAGCCUGGGCCUGUCGGGCAUCCCCAUCAUCAACGUCAACAACAACUGCUCCACCGGCUCCACCGCCCUGUUCAUGGCCCGGCAGCUGGUGCAGGGAGGUCUGGCCAACUGUGUUCUUGCCCUGGGUUUUGAGAAGAUGGAGAGGGGCUCACUGUCCUCAAAGUAUAUGGACAGGACGAACCCUAUGGACAAGCACAUGGAGGUCAUGAUCAACCGCUACGGCAUGGUUGCAGCCCCAGCCGCACCACAGAUGUUUGGCAAUGCCGGCCGAGAGCACAUGGAGAAAUACGGAACUAAACCGGAGCAUUUUGCCAAAAUCGCCUGGAAGAACCACAAGCAUUCCACGAACAACCCGUACUCCCAGUUCCAGGACGAAUACAGUCUGGAUCAGGUCCUCAAGUCAAGAAAGGUCUUUGAGUUCCUGACUCUGCUACAGUGCUGUCCCACCUCGGACGGCGCAGGGGCCGCGGUCCUGGCCAGCGAGGAAUUCGUAAGGGCGCACGGGUUGGAGGGGAAGGCGGUGGAAAUCCUGGCCCAGGAGAUGGUGACCGACCUCGCCACCACUUUCCAGGACAACAGCUGCAUGAAGAUGGUUGGCUAUGACAUGACUCGGCUUGCAGCCAGGAAGUGCUUUGAAACGGCUGGGUUGAAACCGGAGGAUGUGAACGUCAUCGAGCUGCACGACUGCUUCUCGGCCAACGAGCUCAUCACGUACGAGGCCCUGGGGCUCUGCGGAGAGGGCGGGGCCGGACAGCUGAUCGACAGGGGAGACAACACAUACGGCGGGAAGUGGGUGGUCAACCCGAGCGGGGGCCUCAUCUCCAAGGGACAUCCACUGGGUGCCACAGGUCUGGCGCAGUGCGCGGAGCUCUGCUGGCAGCUCCGAGGGGAAGCGGGGAAGAGACAGGUUCCGGGUGCAAAGGUUGCCCUGCAGCACAACAUCGGCCUCGGCGGAGCGGUGGUUGUAACGCUGUACAGGAUGGGAUUUCCACAGGUAGAAAGGGCUCAGCGUAUCCAGGCGGCGCCCACCAGCGCGAGCAGCGGCCUGGAGGGGUUCAAGGCGCACGCAGUCUUCCAGGAAAUCGAGAAGAAGCUGGAGGAGGACGGGGAGCAGUUUGUGAAGAAGAUCGGCGGCGUGUUUGCGUUCAAGGUGAAGGACGGCCCGGAUGGGAAGGAGGCCACGUGGAUCGUGGACGUGAAGAACGGCAAGGGCUCCGUCAGCAAUGACGCAGAGAAGAAAGCGGACUGCACCAUUGCCAUGUCUGACGCGGACCUGCUUGCCCUGAUGACAGGGAAAAUGAAUCCUCAGACGGCCUUCUUCCAGGGAAAGCUGAAGAUCACAGGGAACAUGGGCAUGGCCAUGAAGCUCCAGAACCUUCAGCUGCAGCCCGGCAAAGCCAAACUGUGAUGUCCAGUCCCACGGCACUGACACACUAGGGGGGCGCUCUAGGGGGAGGAGAGCAGCCCAGCAGGAGCGUCUCAUUUCCCUCCUCCUGUCACUGUUCUUCGAAAACCUCACCACUGCCCCCCUCCCCACCCCCAAAAUCUUGUUCUAACUCGAUGAGUAAUUAGAGCAAUGUAGGUUUGCACACAGACGUUGGAAUAUUAAUCCAUUUUGAUUAAAGUAUCCCUGUAAAUUAUGGAUAAUCAUGUACGGUUUCGACGUCUGACCUGGCGGUUAUGUCUAACCCUGUUAAAUUCCACCUGUUUUGUUUAGUAAAAAAUAGUUUGCAUUUGGGGAUUGAGUGAAUCUUUCAAAGUAGGUUUUUGUUCUAUGCCUGUGGUGAGUUACUCUCCCUGCCCCCACACUAGCUUGUUCUGGAGGACCAUCAGUCAUGUCUUUGCAGUAGGAGGUACAACAGGUGCAUGCUGGGAGGGUGAAUUUAUGAAUGUUGUCAUCCCUACAGUUAUUGGUUACCCUCAGCAGUAGUGUAACUUAAUAAGGCCUUUAUAAAGCAUAUGUAGGGCCCUCAUGAGCAUGGAAUUAUCACAUUAUGAAGCACUCAUAAAUGGGGGCAGGGCUUAUAGAGCAUUAUGUAAAAAAAAUAAAAACAUGUUACACCAGGUGAGCACAGCAGUUAAGACACAACUCACAGUAAAUGCAAGUCACCAUUUAUGUGAAAAUGUUAUGUAUUACUGUGUCAGGCAUCAUUAACUACAAUGUUUAAAAAUGUUUACAAUGGGUUUAUAAAGUGUAAUCCCAUGCUUAUAAAGGAGGUCCUAUGCUUUAUGAAGCUCUUAUAAAGUUUCACUUUAAAUAUCGUGUCCCCAUUAAUUCAUGUUUAAAAUGUGUCUUUAUUUGGACCAUUCAAUGUGCCUCUGAUGUCUGUCUUGGAGAAUAGCCACUAUCCCUCGACUGGCAACACCACCUGAAGCUUGACCCAAAAUAGGAUCUAUUGAGGAAAAACACAAGUUAACGGAGUUAAGUUCAGAUUUUUGAUUACAAGUGCUAAGACUUCUGAUUUUACUAAAUAAACCUUACAAUAAUGAAAUUCUCCCUGGCUGAAAGAGUUAUUU
Megalops cyprinoides (Indo-Pacific tarpon) is the source of this 2816-nucleotide messenger RNA. RefSeq names its product sterol carrier protein 2a (gene scp2a). Lineage: Eukaryota; Metazoa; Chordata; Actinopteri; Elopiformes; Megalopidae. The transcript has 16 exons. The record is from RefSeq and is a predicted model, not a curated record. Bases 88 to 1707 code for a protein of 539 amino acids. Gene Ontology annotation, molecular function: acyltransferase activity, transferring groups other than amino-acyl groups.